Molecule: messenger RNA, 1479 nt
Organism: Pediculus humanus corporis (human body louse)
Lineage: Eukaryota; Metazoa; Arthropoda; Insecta; Psocodea; Pediculidae
Product: muscle lim protein, putative
Exons: 11
Coding region: 1-1479 (492 amino acids)
Biological process (GO): muscle tissue development; sarcomere organization
Cellular component (GO): Z disc; nucleus; cytoplasm
Molecular function (GO): actinin binding; structural constituent of muscle
Source: RefSeq, a predicted model, not a curated record
AUGCCUUUCAAACCGGUAGAUCAUCCAAAAUGUCCCAAAUGCGGUAAAUCCGUAUACGCGGCAGAAGAAAGAGUUGCAGGAGGAUUAAAAUGGCACAAAAUGUGUUUCAAAUGCGGAAUGUGCAACAAAUUAUUGGAUUCGACAAAUUGUGCCGAACACGAGGGUGAAUUAUUUUGCAAAGUUUGUCACGCUAGAAAAUAUGGUCCUAAGGGUUACGGUUUCGGUGGUGGUGCCGGUUGUUUGAGUAUGGAUACCGGUGAACAAUUCAAAGGCGAAUCGGAUGGACGUAGAAGUGCAAGCGCCAUGAUGGAACCGAGAGCAAUUGCAAGAGCUCCUGAAGGAGAAGGUUGUCCCAGAUGUGGAGGAUAUGUUUAUAUGGCCGAGCAAAAAUUAGCUCGUGGAAGGAGUUGGCACGCGGAAUGUUUUAAAUGCGGGUCAUGUUCGAAACGACUCGAUUCCACCAAUUGUUGCGAAGGACCCGAUAAGGAUAUCUACUGCAAAGCUUGCUACGGUAAAAGAUUCGGUCCGAAAGGAUAUGGCUACGGACAAGGAGGAGGUGCUCUUCAAAGCGACGAUUACAUGAACGGUUACGCCCCUCGUACGACUGUUAUCGAUACGGCUGUAAUUAAGGCACCACCAGGUAAAGGUUGCCCAAGAUGCGGUGGUGUCGUAUAUGCUGCCGAACAAGUUUUAGCAAAAGGACGAGAAUGGCAUAAUAAAUGCUUCAAAUGUAGAGAUUGUUCAAAAACAUUGGAUUCGAUCAUUGCAUGCGAUGGACCCGACAGGGAUGUUUAUUGCAAAACAUGUUACGGUAAAAAAUUUGGUCCUCACGGAUAUGGUUUCGCUUGCGGUUCUGGAUUUUUACAAACUGAUGGUUUAACGGAAGAAGAAAUCCAAGCUAUGAAACCAUAUUACAAUCCUGAUACAACUUCAAUCCCGGCACCAAAAGGUCAGGGUUGUCCUAGAUGUGGUGGAGCCGUAUUUGCAGCCGAACAACAACUUGCUAAAGGAACUAUGUGGCAUAAAAAAUGCUUCAAUUGCGCCGAUUGUCAUCGACCAUUAGAUUCGGUUCUCGCUUGUGAUGGCCCAGAUCGUGAAGUUUAUUGUAAGGCUUGCUAUGCUAAAAAAUAUGGACCAAAAGGAUUCGGUUACGGUCACACACCCACUUUAGUAUCAACCGAAGGAGAAUCAACCAUUUGCUAUCCAGAAUCAAAACCGAAAACUGGUUUUCGAGGUAAUCAACCUAACUGUUGUCCAAGAUGUGGUUUUGUAGUUUAUGCAGCCGAACAAAUGAUCAGUAAAAACAGGGUUUGGCACAGAAUGUGUUUCGUUUGUGCCGAUUGCAGAAAAUCAUUAGAUUCGACCAAUUUAAACGAUGGACCAGAUGGUGAAAUUUAUUGCCGAAGUUGUUACGGUAGAAAUUUCGGACCGAAGGGAGUCGGAUUCGGUAUGGGAGCGGGAACUUUAUCAAUGGCUUAA